AUGACUAUUUGGUGCAACUCCUGCAAAUGUCACGUCAGCUCCCCGUGUACUUUUCACCAUCUGCCGCAGGAUCAGCUCCGCUCCUUGUGCAGGAGGUUCAGAUCCACCAAAGGAGCAUCCAAAGCCAGACGAGACCACAUCAACCAUGAGAUCAGGAAUAUGCGGGCUCUGCUUCCCAUCAGCCAGGAGGAGCAGGAGCGCCUCUCCUACCUUCACUCCAUGGCUGCCAUCUGCACCUACAUCAGGAAGUCCGUUCUCCUCCAGGGGCUUCCAGGUGGGCAAAGAUCCCACUGCUCUCUGCCGUACGAGGCCUUUCUCGAAGCCCUGCAUGGCUUCAUCCUCGUCACCACCGCCACGGGCAAGCUGGUGUACGUGUCUGAAAAUGUGGCUGAAUAUACUGGCGUCUCCAUGGUAGAUGUGCUACAGGGAGACACGUUAUAUGACAUGGUGGAACGGGCUGAUGUGGAUGUGGUUCAGUCAAAUCUGGAGUCCGAAAACAACUUAUCACCAGACCGGAGCUUCGUAUGUUGCAUGCAGUCCUCCAAGGCCUUUAAGAUGCAGCACGGGAGCUGCUGCUCCAUGCUGGUCAGAGGGAGCUUCCAGUUCUUCCCUCGGCCCUCCCCUGCAGCCUCUCCCCCCGGCGAGCUGCUGUUCGUGGCUCUCUGCACCCCCACGGUGAACCGCCUGACCGACUCCGACUCCCACUUCUGUCACAGCUUCAGCAGCACCCACAGGCUGGACAUGAGUUUCACCCGUCUGUCUGACAGCGUUUUGUACUUUUUGGGGUACUCAGCGGAUGAAAUGACGGGCCGAUCGUGGUACAGUUUUGUGCAUCCUGAGGAUCUGACUCUGUGUGCAGACUCUCACAGAAGUUUGAUGAUGGCAGAUAAGGGGUCCCAGGUAGAGAUGGUGCUGAGACUCCAGUGUAUGGAUCUGUCAUGGACCUGGAUCUACGUUCGAGCUCACAAGGACUCAGAGUGCCAGAGUAUCAUCUGCACCAACUUCAUCAUCAGCGAGACGGAGGCCACAUUUCUGCAGAAGAAAAUUAGCAGCGAUGCCUUCAAGCCGUCGGCCGUGCCGGAUCCCCACCACUGUCCCCAGCAGGAGCCUCCGGGUCAGAGCCACGGCGGCGCGUACGCCAAGAGGCAGAGGACGUGGAGCAGCCAGAGUGAGGAGCCGGCCGCCCGGAGGAGGAGGGUGUCUGAGCAGGACGUGUACUGUGCGCUGUGCACCAGCACGCAGGGCAGCAGCUGUGACAGCCCUGUUCUGUUCACCCCUCCCUACAGCCCGGCCUCCUCCAGCUCCCUCCUGGACCCCGGAGAGCUUAGCCAUGACCUCCUGAUGGCUGCGAAUGACUGCACCGAUCAGCUGCCGUCCUCUCCCGAGAGCUCUCCCUCCUACUACUCCUACCCAGAGGCCGCGCUCACCUGUCACCGGUCACCCGCCGGCUCCCUCCCUGCAGCCGCCGAACAAAGCCUUGAUCACGGAGACCUGCUUGCUCUCAGCACCCUCUCUCCUCUCUCGUCCUCCUCCUCCCCGAGCUAUGAUUUCCAAGCGUCCCAUGCUCAGUUAGUCCCAGACUGUCUGUCCGUGUCCGACAUGUGUGAGAGCCCGGUGGACAGCGCGUCCCUGCAUCCGGACGAGUUUGACCUUCUCGAGCAGCCACAAGGGGGCGGUUUCGUUCAGCUGCAUCACGUCCCCCAUCAAGAGUUCCCAUUACAUCCCGGUCUUCUCCCACCCAACCAAUCCUCCUCGUCAGAGCCGAGCCAGUACAACGAGAGGGAGCAGGCGGAGAUCAGUAUUCUGGCUCAGCAGAUCUCCUCACUGGCCAGCAGCUUUAACAUGCAACACACCAUGAGCGUGUUCCCACCUGCGGCCCCCGACUCUCUGCCCCCGGCCUGCGACUGGCCCCACAGCGCUCCGCUCCCCAAGCGCCAGCCGGUCCACAACACCAGCCUGCUCGACAGCUUCCUGAAAGACCAUAACACGGCCACGAGGAGAAGUAGCAGCUCUGAUGUCGUCCCCUGCAGCUACCAGCAGGACCUCAUCAGCAGCAGGAGCGGCUCCAUCCAGUCGGAGCACGGGCCCCUCGGCCUCAUCGCUGAAGACUCUCUUCCCGCAGAGCAGUUCACCAAAGACGGCAUGGCCGAGGAGCGCUUCGGUCUGCAGCUGGGACUUCAUGAGCACAACCCUGAGUUGCAUCAACUCCUCCACUAUCUGCAAAGUGUCCUCCACAAGAGUUAA
This is a messenger RNA of Cololabis saira (Pacific saury), 2244 nucleotides long. RefSeq names its product neuronal PAS domain protein 4 like (gene npas4l). The record is from RefSeq and is a predicted model, not a curated record. The transcript has 9 exons. The coding region runs from base 1 to 2244 and encodes 747 amino acids. Gene Ontology annotation, biological process: regulation of transcription by RNA polymerase II. NCBI's taxonomy places the organism in Eukaryota, Metazoa, Chordata, Actinopteri, Beloniformes, Belonidae. Gene Ontology annotation, molecular function: RNA polymerase II transcription regulatory region sequence-specific DNA binding; protein dimerization activity; DNA-binding transcription factor activity, RNA polymerase II-specific.